Molecule: messenger RNA, 1901 nt
Organism: Jatropha curcas
Lineage: Eukaryota; Viridiplantae; Streptophyta; Magnoliopsida; Malpighiales; Euphorbiaceae
Product: mitochondrial 28S ribosomal protein S29-like protein
Cellular component (GO): mitochondrial small ribosomal subunit
Molecular function (GO): structural constituent of ribosome
Source: RefSeq, a predicted model, not a curated record
UCCUUUUAUCUUUUCAGUGUUACAGCACUCAAAACCCAAAACCCCUCUCUCUCUCUGCUAUACAAUUCCAGAAUCAACUCUCGACGAGAAAAAGAGGGAGAGAGAGAUGUUGACAUAUAUGUUCAGAGCCGCAAUAAGAAAAUCCCAAUCAAGCCUUCAGUGGAAUCCCAAACCCAACUAUCUGAUUCCUUGUUUAUCUUCAUUCAAUCAUAAUCACUUGUACUACUUCUCUUCCAAAACUGCCAAAGCUAAUGUCUCCAAAUUCAAGAAAGGUGACCAAAAAUCCAAAAAGAAAUCUUCCGGUGAAACCGCCGCCGGAUCAACCCCCGCCGACGAUUUUGACGCUGCCCUCUCCGAAGACGGUUCCACGCGCGCCCGACAACUUGCUGAGGAUGAAAAGAACCCUUCUCUCGAUGUGGGCCCUAACGGCCGCCCUCUCUUCACUUCUACUGCCUCACUCUCUCAGCUCAGUCGCAGAGACACCUGCACUUACUUCAAAUUCAGUGAGGCGGGACUGAAUGGGGUCUUACCGGAAGGAUUGCCAAUGGGGAUGGUGAAGGAGUUUGAGGAAUCAAUGAGAAGAGCUUUGCUUGUUCGACAGAGUUUUUUGGAUCUUCGUGACAAUUUUAGACGCAUUGUUGAUCCUCCUUUACGUUCAUCUGAUGGUAAAGGUCCAAAACUGAGAAAGCAAAUUGUAUUGGAUGGUCCUGUUAGCUGUGGGAAGAGUAUUACACUUGCAAUGCUUGUUCAUUGGGCUCGUGAUGAGGGUUGGCUAGUUUUUUAUGUCCCUAAAGGACGGGAAUGGACUCAUGGUGGGUUUUUCUAUAAAAACCCAGAAACUGGUUUUUGGGACACGCCUGCUCAGGCUGCAAAUAUUCUCAAGGAUUUUGUAAAGUACAAUGAAUCCCACUUGAAGCAAUUGCCCUGCCAUAUAUCUGAUCCUGUUCCAUUAGGAGAGGGUGCCGGUGUUGGAUGGAUGAAGGGAGUAGAGUCCAUGCCAGUCCCUGAAGGUUCAACGUUAUAUGACUUGAUUCAGAUUGGAAUCAAGCACACCCAUGCAGCUGUUGGAGUUGUAGUUCGCUUAAGGAAAGAGUUAUCACUUGUGAAAGAUAUCCCUGUCCUCAUUGCAAUUGAUCAAUAUAAUAACUGGUUUACAUUCAGCGAGUAUGAAGAGUCAGUAACUAGUCGUUCUUGUCGACCGAUACAUGCCAGGGAACUUGCAACGGUAAAUGCUUUUAGGUCCAUGACUCAUGAUGACAUGAUGGUGGGUGCUUUUUCUCAUUCAACAGCAGUCGGAAAACUCCGUCAAGACUUGCCUGAUGUUCCCACAGGUGCUCGUGUCAAUUUGCCCCGCUACAGUUUAGAUGAAGCAGCUGCUGUUUCCCAUUACUACCUUAGGCAAAGACUAGUACGACGGGAAGCAUUUUCAGAGGAAAACUGGAAGAAAGUGUUUUACUUGGCCAAUGGAAAUGGUGCAGAAAUGAGGUGGUUAGUUCCUCUUAUGCGGUAACAUAAGAGAUACUACAUUGAGUUAUAUUUAAAGACAUUUUUCAUUCUUAUUGCCACUGUUUCUCAAGCGGUUGGUACUUUCUUCUUUUUUGUUCAAGCCCUGAAGGAGCUAGUGAGGUUAGCAGAUGGAUUUCUGAGAAAUUUUAUUGACUUCUCAAUUUACUUGAACCAGAUUUUAUUUAUAAUCUGAGUAUGUACCCUAUGUAGAUCAGUUAGCAUUUUGUAUUUUGAAUAUAGAAGAUUGAUUCCUUUACUUGUAAUAAUGGUUCUUGGAUUAUAUGCCUAGGUUAUGUAAUGACCUCUCACAAAUGCUACUCUGUAGUUUGUUUUGUGUUUUGUGUUUUAUGAUAUCAACUUUUAAGUUGAUCCGGGCUUUGAAUGCUUUCAGGGUA